AUGAACAGGGUAUGCCUACUCGUGGCGCUAUGCUUGGCUCUUUUACACCCUAGCAAAAGUGUUAAUGAUCAGCACACGGGGGGUAUAUGCCUCACCCUCCAGAGGACAAGCAACCUGUGCGCAAAGACCAGGAGGGGAAGAAGCCACAAAGGAAGAAAUGCCUCCCCCCCGUGGUCUAGCUUAAGCUGCAAACAAAUUAGCAUUGUAAAGCGACCGAAGAAGCUGUGCAAGUACCUUUUCUACAAUCCCAUCCAUCCACACGGAAGGAACAAACGUGUCCACGGUGGAGAGAAACAAUCCAGAGAUGACAGCGAACGGGGGAAUAAAACAACACCGUACCCAUCCGUAGGUCGAUCUGAGAGUAGGCGCUACUAUAAGGGAGAUUACCAUGCACCGAGGUCUUGGUCCAUUUUUUCGUUACACGAUGGGUGUGAACAGGACAGAGAUGGCGUGAGGAGGAAGCAAAUUACUGACCCACAGCAGGAUGACAAUGCAAGUUCCCGUUGUGAAGAAAACGAACUGAUGAGAAGGGGAAAUGCGGUAGAAGAGGUGAACGAACGGGGGGGUGCACGAAACCUGAGUGCAAACUCCCACACGGAUGGAACACACAGCUCAAAUGGCACAGCCCAUUCGAACGAGGAAAACCUAUCCAAGGCAAUGAAACAAGCAGAGGAGUAUAUCAAGGGAAAGGAGGACGACGUGUUGGAAAGGAGAGAAGUACAGAAGAAGAAAGAGAUUAUUGAAAAUUUAAAAGGGCAAGAGGACGCUUUUACGGAUAAGUUCCUAGACCUUGGUAUGUAUGAUGUGCUGAAGCACGUAUAUGAGGAGGGUUUGUGCGCAGAUUCGAAGAGCUUGGUGGAGGCCGUGUGCAGGUGGAUGCGCAGAGCCUACGAAGGGGGAGUCGCAGAGAAGGGGGCAGAGGAGAAGACUUCACCCCGCAUGGAUAACUCCCCGGAUACAGCCUACCUCGUGGAGAAGGACCUCGCGGACAACUACAGCCCGGGCGGGGGAGAGAAAAUUGUGAACCACUUCCAGUUGGAUCCCCCAGGGGGGAAAAAGGGAAGUGCGCAGGUGGAGUCACUGAAACUGUACAACAGGAAAAAUUUGAAAAAAUAUUUCCUUUCCCUAAACAGAGGCAAUAUCCUAAAACAGCUAGUGAUUGAAGGGGAGGACGAAAUUCUGGACUCUACAGAAGAAUCUCGAAGAAAACGGAACGACGUAGAAAAGCUAUCAGAUGAACAGGUGAGGGAGGUUAUAUCCUCUAAUAGCAUCCUAAAUUGUGAUUUGGAUACGUACGUCGAUAAGGAGAGAUACCUGCAGUCCAACGUUACAGUCGAGUUUAACAUAUACGACACAUUUAGCGAUCGUGUUAUUCUAAAUAAUAGGAAUACAAAUUCUACUAUGCUGGAAUUUCCUCUCAUGUAUAGCCACCAUAUUAUACAGAAAUGUAUUUUAACAAUGAAGAAGCUGGAGAAGGCCAUCUUCUACAUUAACAAUAACUUUUUGUUUGGUCUCUUUUCCCCUCAAGAGGAACCCAUGAAUGAAGAUGACAGACGUGUGUACGACGUCAUUACCAAUGAGAGUUGGGUAAAAAUGGAAAUUUACCUGUGCAAUAUUUACAGGAUGGAUGAGGAAUGGAUGGGUAUCACUCCGGAGACAUUUGCGGAUGAAGCCAGGGCGAGUAGCUUCCUCCAGUCCUACUCGGGGGGCGGGGCCAGCAACUUGGUUUGCAAUCCGGGGGGGGGAUCAACUUCCGCGGGACAAAUGGGAGAAUUGCAUUCCACGUUGAAUGGAAACCGAACUGCCACAUCGGGGGAAGAUAGAACUUCCCCUUUGCAUGAAGACCAAAGUGCCACAUCGAAUAGGGACCCCCCUUGCACAACCAGCGAAGAUGCCAUCCCCGGCGCUACUUCUGUGGAAGGUACCUUGUCCAGACGCAGGGAGGAAAUAGAACGCAGGCGGGAGGAGUACGAAUCGAAGAAGGACAUUGCAAUCAAGAGCGAGUUCCUAAUGAAGAAAUUAGAGAACGAAAUGAAGUACGACCCGAACCACUACAUGUGGAGGGACCUGUACCCACAGCUAGACGACAGAGGAAAGGAAAGAACGGACAAAUAUUUUAAGAACUUCCAGAAGGAGAUGACCGAAAAUAAAUGUAGCCGGGGUUACACGGAUAACAUAAAAAAGAAGCAACAAUUAAAAGGUUAUGACAUCGGAGAGAAAAUAGAAGGGAGAGCAAAGCAUUAUAUAUGGCAAGAAACAAUCCAUGCGUUCAUUUUGUAUUUUCCACUGCGUCCAUACAUCACCAAAGAGGAUAUCAACAUCGAUAUGGACAAUACUUUUUUUUUUCUUUCAAUACGUGGACAUACCAUUGUAAAGGAUUUUUUCAACAAGCCAAUCAAUUCUGCGGACUCCAUUUGGUCUCUCACUGACAGAGAAGAAGACAUCGCAAUGGGAAAUAUGUCCAUGCAGAGAGAACACGGAAAAGCAGGUCGGGGUGAAUUCCCCCUGCUCGAAAUUACCCAUAUGGAUGAUUCGGAUAUCCAAAAAAUGAUGAAGCGGAAAUAUUGCCUCGUGUACAAUAUUUACAAGGACAACAAUCACAAGUAUAUGUGGGGGUCCAUAUUUAAAGCAUCCUGA
This is a messenger RNA of Plasmodium knowlesi strain H, 2637 nucleotides long. RefSeq names its product conserved protein, unknown function. The transcript has a single exon. The record is from RefSeq and is a predicted model, not a curated record. NCBI's taxonomy places the organism in Eukaryota, Apicomplexa, Aconoidasida, Haemosporida, Plasmodiidae. The coding region runs from base 1 to 2637 and encodes 878 amino acids.